This is a messenger RNA of Columba livia (rock pigeon), 2174 nucleotides long. RefSeq names its product Cbp/p300 interacting transactivator with Glu/Asp rich carboxy-terminal domain 2 (gene CITED2). Gene Ontology annotation, biological process: sex determination; regulation of DNA-templated transcription; left/right pattern formation. Gene Ontology annotation, molecular function: transcription coactivator activity. The coding region runs from base 204 to 926 and encodes 240 amino acids. Gene Ontology annotation, cellular component: nucleus. The record is from RefSeq and is a predicted model, not a curated record. Lineage: Eukaryota; Metazoa; Chordata; Aves; Columbiformes; Columbidae. The transcript is spliced from 2 exons.
GAAACACAGCUCAUUGUUGGCAAGUGCCGAUGAGCCUCGCAGAGGAGUGAAAAACAGCUCUGGGGCUGCGGCAGCGAUCACAGCGCCGUCACGUAAGCGCCGAGGAGAGAGCCGGGGAAGCCCUCUCUAUGCUGGGUGACUUUUACUGACUGAUUUCACCGCCACCUUUGAAGCAAAAGAAGAAAGAAGCCGGGAGGUGGGCAAUGGCAGACCACAUGAUGGCCAUGAACCACGGGCGAUUCCCCGACGGAUCCGGCGGGCUUCACCACCACCCCGCGCAUCGGAUGGGCAUGGGGCAGUUUCCCACCCCCCAUCACCACCACCAGCAGCAGCAGCCGCCGCAGCAGCACGCCUUCAGCGCCCUCAUGGGCGACCAUAUACAUUACGGAGCUGGGAAUAUGAACGCGAGCACCGGGGUGAGGCACGCCAUGGGGCCGGGCAGCGUGAGCGGAGGGCACCCGGCCGGCAGUAUGCCGCCCCCCGCCCGCUUCAGCGGCUCCCAGUUCAUGGCCCCCCCCGUCGCCAGCCCGGGAGGGCAGCUGAGCGCCAGCAUGCAGCUCCAGAAGCUGAACAACCAGUACUUCAGCCACCACCCUUACCCCCACAGCCACUACAUGCCGGACUUGCACCCCGGCAGCCACCAGCUGAACGGCAGCAGCCAGCAGCAGCAUUUCAGGGACUGCAACCCCAAGCACGGCGGCGGUGGCAGCGGCUUGCCGCCCGCCGUCCCCCACGUCCCCGCGGCAAUGCUGCCGCCCAAUGUCAUAGACACUGACUUCAUCGACGAGGAGGUCCUCAUGUCCUUAGUCAUCGAAAUGGGGUUGGAUCGCAUCAAGGAGCUUCCCGAGCUGUGGUUGGGACAGAACGAGUUUGACUUCAUGACAGACUUCGUUUGCAAACAGCAGCCCAGCAGGGUAAGCUGCUGAUUCAUUUAAAACAAACAAAGGACUUUCUAUCGGUGCGAAUGAAAACAUUCCCCUAGACACGGUGUCUCACUUUUCAGGGCUUGAAAAGGUGAGAAUCUGGAAAGCAGAGUCAACUAUGCGCUUGUAUAUUUUUUUUUUUUCUUAAAUCGCUGCCACUUUUUUUGUAGCUUUGACAUUCACGUCCCCUCCCGUAGUAAUAAUUUCUAGCGAAGUCUGCCUUUUUUUGUUGGUCGCCCCCCUCCCCUCCUCUUUUAAUUUCCUCGCAGUAACGUGCCCAUAAUUCCCACAGUGCUGAACUGUUAGAUAUUAAUCUUGGCAAAUUGCUUAAUCUUGUGGAUUUUGUAAACGAUUAUUUCCAAUUACUUGAACUGCAUUCAAAUUCUGAGUGAACAGGGGAAAAAAAUUGCAUUAGUUGGUUGCAUGAACUUUGAAGGGCAGAUCCUACUGCACAAAUGCUGCCAUCUUGCUUAAUUUUUAACUAUGCAUUGCAGUGCAGACUAUUUUUUUUUUUGAAUACGCUUAAACUGGAAGCUUAACAGAUGUGGGCCAAACCUUUCCAGAUCAGGAAAAGUAAUACUGUUACUUAAAAGUCUGCUACCCAUUCCCCCUCCCCCAUAUGUACAGACAAUAAUAUGGUGUGGAUGGAAUGUUGACUAGUGGCAACCAUUUCACAGAUUUUUUUUUUAAUUAUUAUUUUGUUUCUGUCUUCAGCAUUUUGACACUGUGCUAAUAUAGUUUAUUCAGUACAUGAAAAGAUACUACUGUGUUGAAAGCUUUUCAGGAAAUUUUGACAGUAUUUUUGUACAAAACAUUUUUUUGAGAAAAUAUUGUUAAUUUAUUCUAUUUUAAUUUGCCAAUGUCAAUAAAAAGUUAAGAAAUGCUUUAGUUUUUCUAGAAGUCAUUUACCAGUAUUUUUCUUCAAAACAAUUCCCCACUGUCCCUGGUAAGUAGAACAUCUAUCUGUACAACCGUGUUGGUGUGCAAAAAGACAUUCCAAAAUAGAAAGUACACUACACCCAUAUAUAUGUCAUGGUGAACUCGGUAGGUGAGCGGGAUUUGAACAUAAUUACAGCAUAAAGCCUCAUACAUAACAUUGUAAUAUGCCUGUCAGUGUGGUUUUAUGAAAAAUAAAGUUGCCAAGGCGCAACUUUUUUUGUGACUUGCCAACAUACUUGCUUUAAAUGUAGUUGUCCAGAGUUAUGAUGCAUAAAGUAUUUAUUAUAUUUAUCUAUUAAACUUGUAAUUUUA